Molecule: messenger RNA, 1128 nt
Organism: Linum trigynum
Lineage: Eukaryota; Viridiplantae; Streptophyta; Magnoliopsida; Malpighiales; Linaceae
Source: the annotation of a GenBank genome assembly
AAGGUCAGUCAGGUUAGUUUGUUUGGUUUGUUCGUUUCGGAAUUUGGUUUGUAACAUGUACUCUCCUCAAAAUCAGUGAAAUUUGUUCUCCCCUGCUCGUAGAUUAGCUAACACACAUUGUGUUAGUGAACCACGUUAAAUUUGUGUUCGUUUGUCGAACUCUAGAUUAUCGUUUGCAUGCUUCUGUUUUGACAAGUGGUAUCAGAGCCUUUGGUUGCGGUUUUGGGAAUUUGGUGCUGGAUUGAAGUUUUGCACUGAGAAUUUUGGUUGGAGUUUGUUUGAUAGCAAGGAUGGCUGCUAUCAGUAUGAAGAUUGAUAAGUUUACUAGGAGAAAAAGUUUCAGUUUGUGGCAAAUCAAGAUGCAAGCACUGUUGAAACAACAGGGUUUGUGGGCUCCGUUGUCUGAGAAAUCAAAGAAGCAAAGCAUAGAUGAAGAAGAGCGGAUUACUUUGGAGGAGAAAGCUCACUCUACAAUCUUGCUUGUUUUGGCUGAUGACAUCAUCACUGAGGUUGCUACUGAGAAGACUGCCGCGGGCUUGUGGUUGAAGCUUGAAAGUAUAUACAUGACAAAGUCUUUAACCAACAAGUUGCAUAUGAAGCAACGUUUGUUCAGUUUGCGUAUGGAGGAAGGUAUGCCUCCCAGGAAUCAUCUAGAUCAACUCAAUACUAUCUUGUUAGAUCUGUGGAAUAUUGAUGUUAAAGUAGAUUAUGAGGAUGCUGUCUUAAUUCUGUUAGUAUCUUUGCCACAGUCAUAUGAGAAUUUUGUGGAUUCUUUUAUUGUUGGGAAAGAUAGUUUGUCUUUGGAAGAUGUCAGAUCUGCUCUACAUACUAGGGAGGUUCGAGAUAAGGCGUCUGGUUCAGGUUCGGAAAAUCAGGCAUCUGGGUUGGCUGCUACGGGAAGUAGUGGACAACAAUCUAGUAAUAGGAAGGCGAAUAUAAAUUCGAAUUGUGUUGGCUAGAAGAAUGAUAUCUGUCAUUACUGUAAGGAGAAAGGGCAUUGGAAAUUCGAUUGUCCUAAACUAAGAAAUAUAAGGAGAAGAAGGAAUCAUCUGUUGCUGUGGCGGAAGAAAGUAGCUCCGAUUCUGAAGAUGGUUUAGCCUUAGCAGUGAAUGAACAGGUACAUCAUCA